UGGGUGUGCAGAGGGACCAUUCACAGUGAGAAGGGACUCGUCAAAUCAGCCCACUCUAUUAACUGUUUAACGAGCCCUCGGACCAGCACUGCGUCUAACCCUGGUGGCUCGCCUUCCCUCUGCGAGGUGACCCAUGAAAAGGUCGGUCUCGCUGCGUUUGUUUUGGAUUUCGGCAGUACAAAGGCAGGUGUCCGUGGGGUAUAUCGUCGUGCCCUGUCUCUACACAUCAUCUCUGUUCAGUUUAAAACAGUGACCCAUUGGGUAUACCGCUGUUGCCCUGUACCUACCGCAUCGUGGAUCCCUGGAUCACUAAGUAUGUAGACCCGAAUAUCUAAUACGUACAUACAUAGAGUCAUCCCUCGCCGUUGACUGGGAAGCUGAUCUACGGAGCGACCACAACUCAAGUUUACAUUUCUUCCUAUACCCGUGUUACUAAACAAACAUCCGACACAUUGAAGAAGAUGUGUUUUGUUCAGCGGAUCUACAACGCGACCACUUAAUUGGAUGAAGUAUUGACACAGCUACAUCGCGACAGAUUAUAUCAUCAAAUGUGUUAUUGGGAUGACGUAUACCAUCUCCACCGAAAACAAGCUGUCUGAUGUGUUCAGCUCGCCGCCUGGGGCCAUGUUGCGUUAUUGUGUCGCGUCUUCUGCAGCCUUCUGACCGUGAGAUCUUGGGGUCCUGGGUCAGGGGUCAGCCAGCCGGGGAGAGGGGCUGUACUGCCGUGUAGUUGGCAGGGGACAGACGUGUGGGUCUCAAGCAGCGCGUGGCUCUCUAGCUGGUAGCAUCACGCUCAUUGACCCAAUCAACAUUUCCAAUCACAGGCCUUGGAAUGAUGCAAAGACAUGGAUUAAAUAUUCAAAGGAAUUUGGAUCGAUGUGUAUACAACAGCUUUAUAUUCCCCCGCACGGUGGGUAGCAGAUCAGGCGUGUCCCGGUCUACCUAGUAUGUUUCUCUGAGUUCAAUGUUCAUGGUUAACAGAAUAGGAUGUUUAUCGUCUGACGUCGAGCUGGGACAGAGAGCCACCUGGCCGACAGAUUUCUGUGAGGUCUUCUAGUGACAUUGUUCCGGUGUCGGCGGCCACGCUGACACCCAUAGCGUCAGACCCGGCACGGAUCGUGAGCCCGCAUGGCAGCUGCAUGACCCUAAGGUCUUGUUUUUAAGAAGAUUUGUUGACAUGUGACGGUUACUACAAUUCUGUCAGCCAUAACAGUAAGUUGGGGAGGACAAGCAUGGCAACAUAGACACGUGUGAUACACGUCUUGAACGAGCAAAAGUAGCAAGUACAGCCUCUGUAGGAGCAGGAACAUCAUCCAGGAGCCAAGGCCGUCACUAGAGGAGACGGAGCCGCAAUUGUGUGGAUCCAGGAAAGUCAUAGUAGGGAGCCACGAAUGUCACUGGAAGGAGCCAAUCCCGAGAGGGAAAGGAGCCAGUGCCAACAGUAAAAGGAGCCAGUCACGAUAGGGAAAGGAGCCAGUCCCGAGAGGGAAAGGAGCCAGUGCCAACAGUAAAAGGAGCGCGUGUCGACAGGGAAAGGACCAAUUCCAUCAGUGUAGGGAAACAAGGGAGCCAGUAUUCGUACCAAAAGGGGUCCCGACCCUUACUACAAAAAGGUAGGACCGCCAAUCGAUACGGAACCAUGACUGUUCCCCAGGGAGCUGGGACCAAUUCUGCAAGACAAUCACAGUUAUCGACUAACGAGAUAGAACUGCCAGUUUGUCGCGGUGACCUCCCUACUAAUUAGUGCAGUGUGCUGGUGCACGAGCAGCAGCAUCUCACGUGACAGGUAGGUAGGUGUAAUUGCCCAGGUGUUACUGCAACAGCGUGUGACGGCCACGCCUGGGUGGAUGGGAUACCUACUACAUGAACAUACUACUACAAAGACUAUGUGCCUACAAUGACAUGCCAUGGCUUCGGCUCACUGAUUUCUGUCUCUUUGUAACGAUCGAUGUAUCGACCACAGAAGCGUGUUCAACAGCGCAGUUAAGACCGGAACGUUAAUAACACCAUAGCUCCCGGCAACUUGACAAGACUGCAAAUCUUUAGUCUGACGGAUGGGAUGUACAUGUGAUUCUGAAGGUCGUCAUGAGGUCCAAGCCGGUGCCGUUGGCGUACACGAUGGACACCUACUGGUCUGUUGACCACAAAUAUCCGUAACCUGUAUCAAUUCCUAUCAGUGGUGGUAGGGCGCGUUAAUUCCUAUACUUUGACUGUAUGAUGGGCUUGUGGAAGAAUUUACUCCACGGUCGGCAAGGCAACCAACAAGCUAAGGCAGAUCGGCCAACCCUUGCUACAAACCCCGAACUAUCCGUGAGGUAUCACGGGGGUGUGGCCCGUAGCGACACCGCGUCCUACGUCUCUAUCGCCGCCAACAGUGACGAUGGGUCUGGGGGAGAGACCGACAACACGUAUGCAUCGAUCAAAUCAUGGGCCUUAUCGGACCAAGUCCAGCCGCCAGAUUCUGUUCAUGACUCCAGUUCAGGGAUUGCGUCAGACGUUGCGAGCUACAACUACCCGCCCACAACGAUGACGACUUUCAAGGGCGAGUCCAGCUCCUCUCAGGAUUCUGGCACAAAGAGUGUGACCUGGGCUCGUCUUCCCGGAGAGGCCAAGACUUCGAAUAAUUACGUCCAAAUGCACAUGCGCCAGUCAAGGUCGUGCUACAAGAACUCUGUGUUUGAUCCACGGAUGAUUGAAUCCAUGGAGUCGGUGAUGUCCAGUAUGAAACAAGUGGAACUAAAAGACACGAGUAGAUUACUUUCCUCUACAUCAACAAAAGGGAAAUAUGUCCGCCCAGCACCGUUCGAGCUCCUGACAGACGACAUCAUGCUCCGGAUUCUUCUCAACCUUCCAACAGACCAUGUGUGUCGCGUCACGCGCGUCUGUAAGCGCUGGUACAGACUGAUCUGGGAAUACCCACUCCUAUGGACAAGUAUAGUCAUAAACAAUGAAACCAUUAAUAUUGAUAAAGCUUUAAAAUAUCUCACAAGGCGUCUCAGUUACAAUACACCCAAGGUCUGUGUGAUUCUGGAACGGAUCAUUCUUAAUGGCUGUGAGCAGUUAACGGAUAAGGGACUUCAUACUAUUGCGAGACGCUGCCCCGAGCUGCGAUACCUUGAGCUGCAAGGCUGCUCAAACAUCACCAAUGUGGCCCUGUUUGAAGUAGUGUCCAACUGCGUCAACCUGGAACACCUUGAUGUGACAGGGUGUGCUCUGGUCACCUGCAUCAGCCUGACAGAUGGGAUGUCAUCCCCACACAUGGCCCGCCACCAGCACCAGAUAUACCUUCGAUACCUGGACAUGACAGACUGUUACGCCCUGGAGGACCAGGGCCUUGGUAUCAUCACCUCUCACUGUACACACCUCCAGUUUCUGUACCUACGACGAUGUGUCCACAUAUCUGACGAGGGUAUCCAACACAUUGCACGCAACUGUCCCUAUUUGCGUGAGUUCAGUGUUAGUGACUGUCGGAGAGUUACUGACCUUGGUAUGCGGGAACUCUCUAAGUUAGGAGAGAAUUUAAGAUACCUUAGUGUUGCAAAGUGUGAUAGAGUGUCAGAUGUUGGUGUUUGUUAUAUAGCAAAACAUUGUUUGAAGCUGCGGUAUCUGAAUGUCCGCGGAUGCGAAGCUGUAUCCGAUGAAGCGGUUGCAUUCCUGGCAGCUAACUGCCCCAGGUUACGGUCUCUUGACAUUGGGAAGUGUGAUAUAUCAGACGACGGACUACAGGUGCUUGCAGAACAGUGUCCGCAACUACGCAAACUCAGUCUCAAGUCAUGUGACCUGAUAACGGACCAAGGAAUUGUGAUGAUCGCGUAUCAGUGUCGGGGUCUGCAGCAGCUCAAUAUCCAGGACUGCCACCUCAGCGUUCAGGCCUACAGGACGGUCAAGAAGUACUGCAGGCGCUGCAUCAUUGAGCACACCAACCCCUCCUUCUGCUGAGAUACAACUCAGGAACUGCUACCAAGGUCACCAAACAGAAACUUGAAGUCACAAAGAAGUCAUUCAUAUGUGUGAGAGGGAAACACAACAUUUCCUUUUGUGGAUAUACCUGGAAAUAUGUGAUCUCAGCAAUCUAAGAUUUCUUUCAGUCUUACAGGAAUACGGCACUGGACAUAUCUGUGUUCAAGCAACCAAAGGCUGUGUUCAUUGCCCAACUAUCAUCAAGGUUAGGUUGUGUCAAGGGUUCUAGCCUGUUAAAUACAAGACAAUGAUUGUAUUACAACCAACUCUCAUCAAGGUUAGGUUGUGUCAAGGGUUCUAGCCUGUUAAAUACAAGACAAUGAUUGUAUUACAACCAACUGUCAUCAAGGUUAGGUUGUGUCAAGGGUUCUAGCCUGUUAAAUACAAGGCAAUGAUUGUAUUACAACCAACUGUCAUCAAGGUUAGGUUGUGUCAAGGGUUCUAGCCUGUUAAAUACAAGACAAUGAUUGUAUUACAACCAACUAUCAUCAAGGUUAGGUUGUGUCAAGGGUUCUAGCCUAUUAAAUACAAGACAAUGAUUGUAUUACAACCAACUGUCAUCAAGGUUAGGUUGUGUCAAGGGUUCUAGCCUGUUAAAUACAAGACAAUGAGUGUAUUACAACCAACUGUCAUCAAGGUUAGGUUGUGUCAAGGGUUCUAGCCUGUUAAAUACAAGGCAAUGAUUGUAUUACAACCAACUGUCAUCAAGGUUAGGUUGUGUCAAGGGUUCUAGCCUGUUAAAUACAAGACAAUGAGUGUAUUACAACCAACUGUCAUCAAGGUUAGGUUUUGUCAAGGGUUCUAGCCUAUUAAAUACAAGACAAUGAGUGUAUUACAACCAACCGUCAUCAGUGGUUGGGUUGUUUAAGUACCCAACUGCUAUCCAAAAGUAAGGUUGCAUCAUAAGCCAGCUAUCGCCAGAGCUAGAUAAUGUGUCUGACCUUAUACCAUGCAACCAAGUCCACAGCUCUUGAUGGCGUCCGUUAUGAGGGCUACAUUUUGAGGAAGUUUCCAUCCUUCGCAUCCUAUGGAUGAGUAAACAUGCCAGUUUUCUAUGCAAACUUGUUUAAUCCACGGCUCCUAGCACUAUGUCUCACACAAAGGCAUGGCAACUCAGUGUAUGGAACCAAACAGGACCUCCAAGCAAUGGAAACACUCGGGACUAAGUUACUUUCCAACCAUGGCCAUUAUUCUUCGUUUGACGUUUGUACUGGGACUAUGAUACCUACUGCCUAGCUAUUAUAGUUGUUGACAAGACUAUGGCUUCGUAGUCACUAGUAGUUAUCCUAUAGCCAGUGGUUAACCCGAGAACAUAUUUAAAAUGGCUGUCAUGCCAUAUGUUCUAGCAAAAAAUGAAUGUAAUGUAAUGGCAAUCUUACCUAAUUGGGGUAUGUACAGUACAUUAUUGAGCUGGAUGGAUACAAUACUCAUUAACACAAAUCAUUAACAGAAUCUUCGAAGGAUAUAUCCUCAGUCAGAUCUGCCUCCAUUAUCAGACAGCUCAGAAAAGAUACGUCAGUAACAUGACCAACAUAAAUGUGCAUACACACAUGAGCCACACAGACUUCCAUACUCACACAUGGCCCUAACAGACCUCCAUACUCACACAUGGCCCUAACAGACCUCCAUACUCACACAUGAGCCACACAGACUUCCAUACUCACACAUGGCCCUAACAGACCUCCAUACUCACACAUGGCCCUAACAGACCUCCAUACUCACACAUGAGCCACACAGACUUCCAUACUCACACAUGGCCCUAACAGACCUCCAUACUCACACAUGGCCCUAACAGACCUCCAUACUCACACAUGAGGCACACAGACUUCCAUACUCACACAUGGCCCUAACAGACCUCCAUACUCACACAUGGCCCUAACAGACCUCCAUACUCACAUAUGAGCCUAACAGACCUCCAUACUCACACAUGAGCCACACAGACUUCCAUACUCACACAUGGCCCUAACACACCUCCAUACUCACACAUACUUACUCAUACAUACUCCAUAUUUACAAACACAGACCCCUACAGACUUUCAUACUUUCAUAUGGCCCUAUCAGACUUCCAUACCUAUAAUCCCUGGCCGCGUCAUACCAAAAGAUGUUAAAAGAUGGUACUUGUUGUUACCCUGUCUGGCAUUCGGCAUAAAGGGGCUAAAACAAGGACUGGUCGGCUCGGAGUCAGUAUACUUUUUUGAGUGGGGUAUUCAUUAAACCCAACGUUCAUUAAACGCGACGUUAAACCCAAUUUCACCUCACAACUCCAUACCUAUAAAUGGUCUAUACUCAACACCUGAACACAGGAACUGGUGACAUAUACAUAUGAUUGCAACAGACUGGGAAUUGUGACUUCAUUUAGGCCUCUACAUUUGGAUUAUUUGGUUUACAGGUUCUUGUUUUUCAAGAAGACAGGGUUGGUGGUUAAAAUAGAACUUAUGAAAUGUGUGAUUUCUGAAAAGAAUUAUCAGUGGAAUGCAAUAUGGAAACAAAGAAAUUAUUUUUAGUCCAGGAUCGAGUUACUUUAUGUCCCAGAUUUGGUUUAUAAUCUUGUUAAAAAUUUGACUGUGAGAGAAAAAGACUGUUAAUUUGAUUUUAUUCAAAAUAUGUGAUGUUUUGGUCCAGCUGAUCUGUAAAUCAUGCAAUCAAAAACAAAAUGCCUUAUUGACAAAGAUCAGCACCUGGGAAAGUCUCAAUAAGUCUGCUUUUGCAGAGAAAAGUACUCAUGCAUUCUAUGAUGCAUCAUAUCUUCAUGCUUGUAGAACUUGCGAAUUCAAAACGUACAUUAGCCUAAAAAUAUUGGCCAGCAGCUCCACACACCAUGUGCUGCAAGUACCAGUUGUUCCACACACCAUGUGCUACAUGUGCCCGUAGCUCCACACACCAUGUGCUACAUGUGCCUGUAGCUCCACACACCAUGUGCUACAUGUGCCCGUAGCUCCACACACCAUGUGGUACAUGUACCAGUAGCUCCACACACCAUGUGCUACAUGUGCCUGUAGCUCCACACACCAUGUGCUACAUGUACCUGUAGCUCCACACACCAUGUGCUACAUGUACCAGUAGCUCUACACACCAUGUGCUACAUGUACCAGUAGCUCCACACACCAUGUGCUACAUGUGCCCAUAGCUCCACACACCAUGUGCUACAUGUGCCCAUAGCUCCACACACCUUGUGCUACAUGUACCAGUAGCUCCAAACACCAUGUGCUACAUGUGCCUGUAGCUCCACACACCUUGUGCUACAUGUACCAGUAGCUCCACACACCAUGUGCUACAUGUGCCUGUAGCUCAACACACCAUGUGCUACAUGUACCAGUAGCUCCACACACCAUGCUCUACAUGUGCCUGUAGCUCCACACACCAUGUGCUACUUGCACCAGUAGC
This is a messenger RNA of Haliotis rufescens (red abalone), 7344 nucleotides long. RefSeq names its product F-box/LRR-repeat protein 7-like. Bases 2215 to 3939 code for a protein of 574 amino acids. Gene Ontology annotation, biological process: SCF-dependent proteasomal ubiquitin-dependent protein catabolic process. The record is from RefSeq and is a predicted model, not a curated record. The transcript is spliced from 3 exons. Gene Ontology annotation, cellular component: SCF ubiquitin ligase complex. Gene Ontology annotation, molecular function: protein binding. NCBI's taxonomy places the organism in Eukaryota, Metazoa, Mollusca, Gastropoda, Lepetellida, Haliotidae.